GGCGUUCAAGUGGCAACUGAAAGGAGUUGUUCAGGAACAGUGUCUUGUCGAACUGGUCUCUGUGGACUUCAAAAUAUCAAAGUUGUCGAUUGAUUUUCAUUGGCAACUUUGAACAUGAACUUGGGGGCCCUCUCCUCGACACAGCAAUGCUUAGGUCUUUCUAAAAGCAAAUCUUCUCUAAAAACCAGGUCAGGGCCGUGUGGCGCAAGCCCCUGUGCCUCUGGCUGUGGGCAUGGUUCCCUGCACCACAGAAGCAGUACCUGGAGGCUCCAAGGCUUGUCAUCACGGAACAGAUGCUCAUUCGUACGACAGCAGACCAAGGCGACCUCAUCGACAUCCUUGUGCCAGCCUGCUAGCUUACAACCUCCCACGAGACAAUGGGGCAACAUAAGGAGAAUUGCAAUUGCGAUGGUUCUUGCAGCGGUGAUCUUGUACAGUCCUGCGCAAGCGCUUGCCAAAGCAUGCUGCGAAGGCUCAGCAAGGCAUGGCUUCUCAGGGGCAGUGCAGGGUCUGCUGGACUUUGCUCUGCACCUGGACAAGCACUUGAGCGCCAUCAUUGUGAAGCAUGGAAGAGCGACUUACGCCAUCCUCUGGGCCAUUGUUUUCGCAGAGACAGGCCUUGUGCUGACUCCCUUCUUGCCAGGGGACUCUCUGUUGUUCGCCGCUGGAGCGUUUGCAGCAUUGGGCUCACUCAAUCUGUGGGCGGUGUGUGGCGUCUUCAUCAGUGCUGCAAUCAUCGGCGAUGCUGUCAACUAUGCCAUUGGCAACUACCUCGGUGGGUGCACUUCUGGUGCAAUUAUCAGCAGCCGAACUCCUGAGUACAUUGCCAAGACAGAGGCCUUCUACAGGAAGUAUGGCGGCAAAACAGUUGUCCUGGCGCGCUUUGUGCCCAUUGUACGAACCUUUGCACCGUUCGUGGCUGGCAUUGGCAGCAUGCCUUACAAAGAGUUCGGGGCUUACAAUGUGGGAGGAGCGCUGUUGUGGACUGUACUGUUUGUGGGAGCCGGCUAUUUCUUUGGCAACCUUGAGUUUGUGCAGCACAAUUUCACCCUGGUUGUGCUGGCCAUCGUGGCCGUCUCAGUGCUGCCAAUUGUCUUUGAGGUCAUUUCCGCGCAGCGAGAAGCUAAGAGAGACCAGUCU
Coccomyxa subellipsoidea C-169 is the source of this 1140-nucleotide messenger RNA. RefSeq lists its product as hypothetical. The annotation marks the transcript as partial. The transcript is spliced from 6 exons. Lineage: Eukaryota; Viridiplantae; Chlorophyta; Trebouxiophyceae; Coccomyxaceae. The record is from RefSeq and is a predicted model, not a curated record.